AAUUUUAGUUACUGGUAGUAUUCGAAGGUGUCGUGUAAGCGUUAACUGGCAAGGAUAUGCCGGUUCGCAGAACAGGAGAAGCGCAUCGCGCAUUGGAACAACUUGAAGAGUAUCAUGCCUCAUUGGUGAGUGCUAGUUCGGCGGAAUUAAGACGACAAAUCGAAAAGCUUAUUAACAACUUCAAGGGAGCCCUUUUUCAAUCAUUAAUAGAUAUCCAAGAACUGUACGAAGACACACUGUUGAAUGAACGGAAAAGUCUCGAGCAAAAGGCAUAUGAAACACGAAAAAUUGCUCAGCGUUGGGAAGCAAACCCACCAUUUGGACGUAUAAAUGCACCGCUUGCUUCGCUGGAUUCCAGUCUUCAUUACGGUGAUCAAACUAUUCCGUACACAAAUGGUACUGAAUAUAAUAUGCAAUCGUAUUCAUUACGUGAACAGAGAAAACAGUUUACUUCGGGAGAUGGUUGGCGAUCCACAGAAAGAAUUACUCAAAUGACUCCUACAGGCCAAAUGGUCACAACCACUACAAGCGGCUUAAUUGAUAACGAUGGCAUAGAAUGGGAAAUAGAGGAAGUUGUUCUGGAGAAGGGUCAUACCGGACUUGGUUUUAGUAUUGCUGGUGGUCUUGAUCAGCCGUAUAUCGAUGGAGAUCCUUCGAUUUAUGUUACAAACAUUAUACCUGGUGGAGCUGCAGCUGCUGAUGGACGAAUGAAGAUUCAAGACAUUAUCAUGAAGGUGAACACCACUGACUGUACACGGGUACCACAUGAGACUACAGUUAACGCGUUGAAAAAUGCAGGAAAUGUUGUGCGAUUGGUUUUAAAACGACGCCGUUCAGGGCGUGAAAGUGCUGAUCUUAGAGGAAGCGUCAUUUCGCCAUAUGUUUCACCCUUGCAUGAUGGAUCAUCAUCUGUCUCAGUUCUACUGCCACCAGCUCCACCGGCUCACAGCUCUUACACCAACAUUCCUGUUCAGCGGAUGUUAAGUGAACUCGAAAGAUUGGAGCAAAUUCCAGGCGCCCAAAAAAUUGAUUUGUUCAAGGGUUCAAAGGGACUCGGCUUCAGCAUAGCUGGUGGAGUAGGUAAUGAACAUGUGGCUGGUGAUACUGGCAUUUAUGUAACAAAAAUUAUUGAUGGUGGAGCAGCAUAUCACGAUGGUCGUUUGAGAGUUGGCGACAAACUUUUAGCUGUUGAUAAUGUGAUUCUGGAAAAUGUUACGCAUGAAUUUGCUGUGAAUACGUUGAAACAGACGGCUUCUAAAGUAACUCUGGUUUAUUUGAAAAACCCGCAUCCAGAACUGCUGCCAAAUUUUGACGAUAGUGGUAAUCGCUCAGUUGGUGCUCCACCCACUCCGGCUCGUUCUGCUGCUUCGCUACAUCACGAUUCAUUUGAUACGCAACAGUCAUUUUAUACAGUAACACAGCAAGAGUUACCAUUAGGUCCACGUAUCGUGCACCUUAAUCGUGGAAUGCAAGGAUUAGGUUUUAACAUCGUUGGUGGAGAAGAUGGAGAACCGAUUUAUAUCAGCUAUGUUUUACCUGGUGGUGUGGCUGAUCUUUCUGGAAAUGUAAGAAAGGGUGAUGUGUUGUUGCAAGUAAACGGUGUCAAUUUGCGAAAUGCAACCCAUGCUGAAGCAGCUCGUGCAUUAAAGGAAGCUAUGAAUCCUGUGUCCUUAACGUUGCAGUAUCGGCCGCAAGAGUAUGGACAAUUUGAAGCUAAAAUUGAUCAGCUUCGUCGAGAUUUGAUGAGCGGCGGAGCGAUAACUUUUGGUGCACCACGUAAAGAACUUUUUGUCAGAGCCAUGUUUGAUUAUGAUCCAGCACGGGAGGCAGGUGUUCCUCAUCGUGCCUUACCUUUCUUUUAUGGUGACAUUCUACAUGUCACGAAUGUUGCGGACGAUGACUGGUGGACAGCACGACUGGUUACAGAAAAUGGUGAAGAAGGCAUGGAAGGAAUUAUCCCAUCCAAAAAGAGAGUUGAAAAGAAGGAACGACAACGGAGAAAACAGGUCAAUUUUAACGCCGGUAGUCAAAGUCUUCCUCGUGGUAUGGAUGGACGUCGUGGUUCACGUUCACAGCUGUCAUUCUCACGUAAAUUCCCAUUCGUUAAGAGUACCGACAAGCUUAACGAAUUCACUGACAAUGAGCUUGGUGUAAGUGAGGAUCCGAUCAUGUCAUAUGUCGCAGUGGAACGUCAACAAAUAAAUUACCCGCGUCCGGUUAUUAUUCUUGGAGCAAUGAAAGACCGCAUCAACGAUGAAUUGGUACUCCGUGAUCGAGAUCGAUUUAGUAGUUGCGUCCCACAUACGAGUCGACCUCCGAAACCAAACGAAGUAGAUGGUCGUGAUUAUCAUUUUGUUUCAAAGGAACAAAUGCAGGAAGACGUUCGAAAUAACCAAUUUAUCGAAGCUGGACAAUUUCAAGAUAAUCUUUAUGGCACGAGUAUAAAUUCCGUCCGUGAAGUUGCAGAAAUGGGUCGACAUUGUAUUCUCGAUGUAAGUGGAAAUGCUAUCCGUAGAUUACAAUCUAUCGCUAAUAUAUACCCAAUAGCAGUCUUCGUAAAACCGCACUCACCUCAUCAAAUUAUGGAAUGGGAUCAUUCGAUAAAUGAAGAUGAUGCUCAUACUGUAUAUCAGCGCUGUCAGAGAACGGAACAAAACUUUGGAGAUUUGUUUACUGCUGUUGUAAGUGGUCAAACAUUCGAAGAUCUCGUGCGCCGUGUCCUGAAUGUUAUUGCGGAGCAAUCACGACCACAUGCUUGGGUACCAUCACGUUCACAAGUCUUUUAAACCUCAUUUUGCUUGAUUCUAUGAUAAACUUUUUUCUUUUCCAAAAGCGCCCUCUUUUGAAGUUCCUGUUUUACAAAAAAUUUUUAUUCAAUCCGAUAUUGAAGUACUGGUCAUUGGUCCAUUUAGUUUUAUAGCGACUAAUUUUUGAAAGG
Loa loa (African eye worm) is the source of this 2938-nucleotide messenger RNA. Its product is annotated as guanylate kinase. The coding region runs from base 57 to 2786 and encodes 909 amino acids. Gene Ontology annotation, biological process: chemical synaptic transmission. The record is from RefSeq and is a predicted model, not a curated record. Gene Ontology annotation, molecular function: protein binding. The transcript is spliced from 21 exons. Gene Ontology annotation, cellular component: neuromuscular junction; postsynaptic density membrane; neuron projection. Lineage: Eukaryota; Metazoa; Nematoda; Chromadorea; Rhabditida; Onchocercidae.